AUGCUAUUAUUUAUAUUGUUCAUUCCAUCAUAUACUUUGUAUUGCUGUAUGAAUAUAUAUUAAUUGAGGAGAAAACAAUUUAACGAUAUAUGCUUCAACCUAUGAACGAAAGGAAUGGGAUUUGAACAAAUACUUUUUUGGAUAAGAUCUGACCUUUUCAUUAAAUGGUGAUGAGGAAAAUUUUGAACUUUUUCAAAUACUUUAACCUAUGGAUGCUACUCAUAUUGAUUUAAGUAGAUAAACUUAUAUCAAUUAUAGGUGAUGUUACAUUAUUAGACAUUCAUUCAAUGAAGAAGUAAGGAUUUGAUACAAGUUAUAAAGCAAUUUUAAUAAAGAAUGAGUCCAUGUAUUAAAUAAGAUACCCAUCAAUAGAGAUAAUUUAUUUUGAGACAGAUUAACCAUGUUCUUUUAUUAGAGUGAUUUAAAAGGAUGCUGUAUUAUUGGCAUAUGGGAAAAGAUUUUGGAUUGCUAAACAAUAGAAUUAUUACUAAGUUGAUAGUUUAAUUUUAGAUAUUGAUAUAUAAGAUGAAAAGAUCUUGAUUCUAACAAAGAAUGAUGUAUAAAUUUAUUAUUAUGAUGGUUCUUUUUAUGACUUUAAUGUUGUCAUAAAUACAACAGUAUUAACGUCUUUGUUACCUUUAGCAAGUAAAUCAUUUGAAAUAAUUGAUGCAAAAUUAGCAAUUCUAAAUUAAGUAGUUGUUUUAGAUAAAUCAUUUGGUGUAAUCAUAUUGGAGAACAUAAAUUUAGAUAAAUUUAAAUUAGUUUAUCAUCAUAAUUAUUCUUAUUAUUCUUCAUAUUAUGCAAUGAGUUUGAUGUUUGAAGAUUUAAGUUAUUAAAUUGUAGUAACUACAAUUCAGAAUUCAAUCUUUGUGUUAUCACCAGAGGGAAUAGAUUAUUUUUAUUGGUUUAAUGGACUUAUCAAUUUUACUCAAUAUCGUAUAGCUGGUCUUAGAGUAAAUAGUGAAUAAAAAUACUUUACUUUAUAUAAUACUACAAAUAUUAGUAUAUAUUCAAUUUCAAAUAUGGUAAGAAUGUAUUCAAUAUAAUUUGAAACACCUAUUUUAUUAGAUUUCAAUUAUUAAUAAUCAAUAAUAUAUUUAGUAACUCAAAAUAUUCAAUAAAGUUAUUAUGUAUCUUCAGCAAUGUUAAUAAUGAAACCUUUCACUUAACCUUCAAAUGAAUUUUAAAGAUUAUAAGUGAUUGGUACAGAAGAAUCAUAAUGUGCUAUUACAUUUAAUUAUAUAAUAUAUGAUUAUUUAGAUAAUAAUUUAUAUUAAAAGACUAAUGUGAAGAAUUAGAUAAAACCAUUUGUCAAUUAUCCUACAUAUCCAUAGGUUUCUAUUUUCAAGGAAUUAGGAGUAACUGGAUCUAAUAUUAAUGCUAAAAUAUAUCUAAAUGAUUAAAGCAUAUCAUUAAAAUUAGGAUAUUUAGAGGAUAUGAAAAUUAAUGGUAUUAUAUGGCCUGAAAAUAUGUUAUAUAUAAGUAUGUUUUAUAGUGGUAUUUAUACUUAUUAUGUCAUUUAAUUGUAAACCUUGAAAGCUACUUUAUAUCAAUGUCGUGUAUCUAUAAUCAAUUAUGAAUUAUUCUGUUAAAAAGUUCAUGAUUUUAGUCCAAAUAGAGAAUUAGAUAAUGAUUCUUUUUAAUGGAUAGAGAAAGAAGUUGUAAUAUUUGGAUAUAUUUCUAAAUUCAGACAUACAAUUGAGAUAUUCUAAUUAAAAUAAUCAAUAGUUACUAAAUUAUUUAUGAUUUCAACAAGUUUGAAAGAUGAAAAUUCAUUAAUAAAUUCAUUUUGUAUGACUGAAUAAUAUAUAUAUGUUGUAUUAGAAAAAAAAGGAGAAAUAUAAAUAUAUUCAUUAUUUGAUUAAUAAUUAAUUUACAUAAUUACAUCAUAAGAUGUAUAACCUUAUGAAUUAAAACCUAAAUUUGUAAGAAUAGAUAAAAAAUAAAAUUUGAUAAUUAUAGCAAAUUAAGAAUCUUUGAUUGCAGGAUUUCUGUAUGAUAGAUUUAAUAUGGUAACUUACUUAUAUUUUCCAGAAUGUAGAUAAAUAGAGGUUAGUUUAGCAAGUUAUUCAUUCUUUGUAGCAUUACAUUUUGGUCAUCAAUAAGAACUUAGAGAAUAUAGUAUGAGAAGAAGAUCAGUAUCUUUUUUAAAGAAAAUUCCACUAUUUCAUUAUAUUCUUUAAACUCCAUUAUAAAUGAUGUCAUCCUUAGAAUAAAUAAUAGUUAGAGCCUAUACUCCAGUUCUAUAAUAAACAGUUUUAUUAGUUUAUUAACCAGAUGCAAAUUUAAGAGAAUCAUUAUUAACUCAUAUUCCUUUAGGUUGGUAUUUAAAGGAUUCUUUAAGAUUAGGAAUAACAAAAGUAUAUUAUUAUGGUUUAUUGAUACAUGCAAGUUCAAAAUUUGGAAUAAAGAAUUUAUUAAUUUAUAAGAAUUUUUAAGCAGUGAUAUCAUCAUAAUGGAAUGAUGAAUAUAUUCAUAAGAAAGAAAUAUUAAUUCAUUAUGAUUCAAUAGAUUCACCAGAAUAAAUAGAAUUUAGAUAGAAUGUAACUUUUUUGAAUUUAAUGACUAAUAUAGCUGCAUUAGUAAGUAAUGAAAGUUUAUUGGUCACUUAGGCAGCAAUGAAAAUAUCAAAUGGAUGGUUUAAAGGAUAAAUUAUAAAGUAUUAAGCAGAAUGUUAAUAAUGUUAAGAUUAAAUCAUGCUUACUUAAAAAAUUGAUUUAAUAUAGAGUCUUGAAUAUUUUUCUGCUUUAUUAGAUUAAUGUUAAUUAGAUGAUGAUUAUUUUGUAUUUUUGACAGCAAAUCAAUUAAUAUUUUUAGAUUCAAUGCAUUAUGUAAAACAUCCAACAUUCUAUUUCAGUUUAGAUAAUUAAUAUACAAUAAAUAAGAUAUGGUGUAAAAAUGAUACAAUAUUAAUAACAGGUUAGACUAAUACAUAUGCUGGUUUUGUUUAAAUGAUUAAAUAUUAAGAUAAAUAAUAUUAAUUAAUUGGAGAACCAUUUUAAAUUAAACUUAGUUAUUAAUUAUUAUAAUUAGAAUUGUUGGAUGAUGGUAAUUUUUUAAUUUUGGAUGGAUAUCAAAUAAUUGGUGGAUAUAUGUAUUAUACAUCUAGAAUUUGUGCUUACCAUUAUGAAUAUACACCACCAAAAUCUGUAUCAUAUACCUAUACACCUUGUGUAGAUUCAAGAAAACAUAGUGAAUUUUAUGCAUCUAGUUUCAUUACUUAUAAGAUUAAUAAUAAAUAUAGAGUAUUCUUGAGUGAUUUAUCAUAAGGAUUAUUUAUUUAAGAUUUCCAUUAUAUUGAUAGUUCAAUCAAAUGUAUUUCAGCAGAUGAUACAUUAUAUAGAGUGUCUUUAAGAUUACCUAUUGAAUAAAUGAUGGGAUUGAAUAUUGAUGAUGAAGUAAGAUAUCUUAAAGUGAUAAGAAAUGGAAAUCCAUAAAAUAAUUUUCAGAUAUUUAAAAUGAUUCUCUUAACAAAUUCAAUAGCUCAUUUAUCAUUAGUAUUGUAUUUCGAAGACAAUAUCUAUUAAAAAUUAUAUAUAGAUGAAAUGAUACAAAGAUAUUCUGAUUUCGAUGUAUAUUAUGAAGCUUCUUUAGAGAAAGAUUAUUUGGCCUUAGCUUAUUAAACUAAUUAUUAUACUAUUUGUAUUUAUAAAUUAGGUUAAAAAGAAUAACCUACAUUAAUGAUGGCAGGAGUAGAUAUAGCAAAGUCUUAUCCAAAUUAGUUUUUCUCUCUUCAUAGUGAUGAGAAUGGUUAAACUCUUUUACAAUUGAACAAAGAUAAUAAAAAAUUGAAUCUUUAUGUGGUUGAUGAAUUUGCUACUCUCUCUUUUCUUGGUAAUGCCACCGAAUAACCUAUUACUCUGACUGCUCUUAAUUAACUUACUUAAGCCUCUAUAAUUUUAAAUAUUCAUAUGAGUGCAAUCGUACCUACUAAUUUGUAAUUAUUUAAUUAUUUUAUAUUAGAUAUUGGAUAUUAUUGACUAUAUUAUUCUGUGUUUUAUUUUUGUUGGCUCUCUUAGCACUUAUAGUUUAUUAGAAGAAUAAAAGAUCUAGAAAUAAACUUUAAUCGUAAACUAAAAGGAAUAAAGGUGAUGCAUACUGUUUAUAUAAUUAAUAAUGA
Paramecium pentaurelia is the source of this 4120-nucleotide messenger RNA. The record is from the annotation of a GenBank genome assembly. Lineage: Eukaryota; Ciliophora; Oligohymenophorea; Peniculida; Parameciidae.